Oncorhynchus masou masou (cherry salmon) is the source of this 5867-nucleotide messenger RNA. It is a transcript of the gene usp49, whose product is annotated as ubiquitin specific peptidase 49. Gene Ontology annotation, biological process: protein deubiquitination. The transcript has 7 exons. Bases 1154 to 3187 code for a protein of 677 amino acids. The record is from RefSeq and is a predicted model, not a curated record. Gene Ontology annotation, molecular function: cysteine-type deubiquitinase activity; zinc ion binding. Gene Ontology annotation, cellular component: cytoplasm. Lineage: Eukaryota; Metazoa; Chordata; Actinopteri; Salmoniformes; Salmonidae.
AGAAGCGAAAUUCAUUUUGUAUUUUUUACAAAUACAACAAACAGUUAUUUUAUGGAUCAACUACUGACAUUGUCGUGUACUGUUUUGUCAAUCUCUGAAAGUUAUGGGUUCAUGUAACGGUUAGCUAGAUAGCUACAUUGCAGGUUUUCUGAGUAUCUGUGACUUUAUUUGUAUGUUGACCUCUCGGUGUGUUGUUUGAAGAUGUACUCAAAAGUUUAUAUACGACACAUUUAGCUUUGUUUACAUUGCGGCUCUGUGGAUUCUAGCUAGCAAGCUAGAUGACAAAACCGCAGUGAUUUUUUUUUCACCCCCUCCGUGUAGUCAACCAUAUCAACUAGAAGUUGUUCAGUGUUCACAAGUGUGGAUUUCAGACUAGUCUUUGUUCUGAUGGCUAGCAAGCCUAGCUAGCUUAGCAAAUGCUAGCCAUCAGGCUAUUGUUUCUCUGCAAUGUGUUAAACUAAAUAAAUACAUUACACCGGUAUAAGGGACAACAUUAUGAGGACAUUUUACAUUUUCUUUAUUUGAUCACAAUGUCGGCUAUUGUACCAUUCGCCAAAUGAUUGAAGAAAUACAGUGAAUGUGUUGUAAAACUUAAUCGCCCUAGCUAGCUAACCAUCAUAGCUAGCUAGCUGGGUAGUUAACGUUCGCUAACGUUACCAACAAGUAGCUAGAUAUCUGUCUAUUGGCGAGCUAUGUAACGUUAAAGCUAAUUAAACAUGACAAUAAGUUGGAACUUGCUAGUUAAGUGAACAAGAACACACUCUAACCCGCGUCGAGUGGUCAGCUGGAGUGAGUAGCUAACGUUACAUUUUCAUUGUGGCACGAGCCGAGACGCCACGUUAUAUGGCAAAACUGGUGCAAGUUGGCAAGCCAAGAUGGAAAACUGCUAACCUAAGUUAACUAGUUAGUAGUUUGAAUCGAACGAAAUGAUUGGUCGCCAAACCAAUGCAUGUUGACCAGCAGAAAAAAAUUUAUUCAGGAUCCCGAACCAGACGUGAGUGAAGCUGAUUGAUUGUACCUGUGAAGGUCCCUUUGCUUAUGUUGAAAGAACACUGACCUAAAUCAGCCCACGGUGUUUUUUACAGAUGAGCUGCUGCUUGGCACAGAGGCGUGUGUCCUGACGCUGUGGGCAGGCACAUGUGCAUUUGGAGAGAUGGACCGCUGUAAGCACGUGGGGCGUCUUCGCCUAGGCCACGAACACUCCAUCCUCAACUCACAGAAAUGGCGCUGCAUGGACUGCUGCACCACCGAGUCAGUGUGGGCCUGUCUCAAGUGCUCUCACGUGGCCUGUGGCCGCUUCAUGGAAGAGCACUCCCUCAAACACUUCCAGGAGUCAAACCACCCCCUGGCCAUGGAAGUGCGGGAGCUGGAUGUCUUCUGCUUCGCCUGUGGAGACUAUGUGCUCAACGACAAUGCUGAAGGAGACCUCAAGCUCCUGCGGGGGGCGCUCUCUACUGUGCGUAGUCCUGGCAGGCGCUCCCUGCGCUCCUCUGCAGGGGGUGACUGUAACCCCUGGGUGGGUGAGAGCGGGCCCCAGCCUGCUAUGCAGACGGCCCUGUGGCACCGAAGGAAGGUGCUGCUGGGGAAGAUGCUGCGCCGCUGGAGGAACAGGCAGCAGGAGGAACAGAGCCAGCGGGAGGAGAAACUUGAGCAGGAGAAGGAGGAGGUCCGGCGCCAGAAGAAUGAGAUGAAGAGGAGACUCAUGGGAGAGCUGGCCAAUGUGCCGCCCAGGAAGAGUGCCAGGCUGCUCACCCAGGCGCCCCGCUCAACCAUCACACUUAUCCCCCUGAAGUUCCGCGACCCUCCGGAGCGUCUGCCUCCGCCCAAAAAACCCUCCCUUCUAUCCCUGAAGCCCCCCAGCAAUGGCAGGACUCGUAAACUCAAAGUACGGAGGUACUACUCCUCCCAUAAAGCGACCCGUCGUAGACUGGCCCCGGGGGUCACUGGGCUACGCAACCUUGGGAACACGUGCUACAUGAACUCUAUCUUACAGGUGCUGAGCCACCUGCAGAAAUUCAGGGAGUGCUUCCUCACAUUGGACAUGUGUGAGACUGAGGAGCUGCUGGCCAAGACAAACCAGGGUGUGGCUGGGGCUGUGGUGGGGAGUGGUAGUGCAGUCACACCAGGCUGCCCUCUGGGACGUGGCAUGGGGAAGGCAGCCAGUGGGGGUCUCCCUGCUGUCAGCAAGCAGAGCUCGCCCCCCUGCCUAAAUGCAGCAGAGCUGGUCCAGCCCAAGGAGCCGCGAUCCUCCACCCGCCAGCAGAUGUCACUGUGCCACGAGCUGCACACACUGUUCAGGGUCAUGUGGUCUGGCCGAUGGUCGUUGGUGUCUCCCUUUGCCAUGCUGCACUCUGUUUGGAACUUGAUCCCAGCAUUCCGCGGCUACGACCAGCAGGAUGCCCAGGAGUUCCUGUGUGAGCUGCUGGACAAGGUGCAGCAAGAGCUGGAGUCAGAGGGCAGCAAGCGCAGGAUCGUCAUCCCUAUCACCCAGAGGAAGCUGUCCAAGCAGGUGCUCAAGGUCCUCAACACGAUCUUUCACGGACAGCUACUCAGCCAGGUGACUUGUCUGUCCUGUAAGCACAAGUCAAACACGGUGGAGCCGUUCUGGGACCUGUCCCUGGAGUUCCCGGAGCGCUACCACAGCACGGAGAAGGGCUCGGCUGCGUCUCUGGCCUACCAGCGCAGCUGCUCCCUCACUGAGAUGCUGGCCAAGUUCACUGAGACAGAGGCUCUGGAGGGCAGCAUCUAUGCUUGCAACCACUGCAACAGGAAAAGACGGAAGACGUCCCACAAGCCCCUGGUUCUGUCAGAGGCAUGUAAACAGCUGCUGAUCUACCGCCUACCUCAGGUUCUACGGCUGCACCUCAAACGCUUCAGAUGGUCAGGCCGGAACCACAGGGAGAAGAUUGGCGUCCAUGUGGCCUUUGACCAGGUUUUGAACAUAGAGCCCUACUGCUGCACAGACUCAGGCCAGUCGGUUCACAGAGAGGGCUACACCUACGACCUGUCUGCUGUAGUCAUGCACCACGGGAAAGGCUUUGGCUCAGGGCACUACACUGCAUACUGCUACAACACCGAGGGAGGUUUCUGGGUCCACUGUAAUGACUCUGAGAUGAACGUGUGCAGUGUGGAGGAGGUGUGCAACACUCAGGCCUACAUUUUGUUCUAUACCCAGAGGUCUGCCUAGGCCCUUCUCCCUCCUAUACCCUAGACCAAGGUGUACUACCUGACUGAUGUCUACCUGGUCUGGGGGACUGAGACCUAUAUCUGUGUCUGUUGCCUAGAGGUCUGCCUGGGCAUGUUACACUUCCUCUACCAGGCUACAUCCUGGUUUACACCUAGAUUUCCCUUGGCUUGAAACAACUCAGCCCACAUUUGUUGAGUCUGGUAUGCUAACAGCCAUCUGAGAGUUACUGAACGUUGUACCACAAGGGAAGGCAAUGUUGAUCACGGUUAGUUAUAUAUUUCACCAGGUGUCAAAGUGCUUUACAUUGUAUAGGAGUUAACUUGCCUCAUCCUCCACCAAUGUUUAUCUCCCUCCUGGGAUGAUGAACACCAGCCAUUUGGAACGGAAUAGGAAUUCUUCUGUGGCUAAACUAAUUGAGUUUCCCUUUGUGGCUCAGGAUCAGAGAUUCAGAGCCUGGGUGGAUUACGGCAAGCCUGCAGAUACUAUCAGACACUCCAUAACCAAUGUUGCCUAGCCUACCUCUGCUCUGUAUUCUCAACCACAAUGAGAUGUCAGCCAAGGGCAUUUUAGUUUCCAACCCAGUGUCAUCUGUAUCUCACUAUGACCUCUUUCGUUCUGACACGUUCUGCUGUGGAUAUCUCAGGCUGUAAGGCCUUGGUCUGGGCCAACAGAAUGAACGGUAUAGAUGGUAUGUAGAUAUUCCUGUAUGUACUCCGUUUCCCUACCUUGAACAGAGGUAUGGAGUUGUGUGGCAGAAAGCUACCUUGGAGAUGGAUGGGAAUUGUAUUGAGCCAACUGGCUUCAUGCUGCACCUUUAUGGAGGAGGGGCUUAGGUCGUUGAUCCCAUGAUCAAUGGGCUCCUUCUGAUCUUUUAUUGACUUCUAUGUCAUGUGGCAGCUCUCUUCUCCUACCUUAAUUGUAGAGGCUAGUUUAGGCUCUGGUUGGAGUCCGGUGCACUGUAACUCUGUUCAUGGUUAGAAAUGGAUGGAAGAAUGAACAAAGGACUGAGAUAUUGGAGAGUGUGUUGUUGGGAUAAUUGUUUGGGUUAAGAGGGGUAUCCAUUUCACUGGAGUGGAGCACCUGCAAGCAAUAUAUGUGUGACAUGACAUGAAAUCAAGAUAAAAUCAGGAAUUCUUCAGCUUUGUAAUACGUUGUUUUUUUCUACUCUGCUGUUUCUAUUUGGGGUCUUAGUUUGCCAGGUUCUCAAGAGUUAUUGUACUGCUGGUCUUGAUAUGAAUCAAAUACACUGAACAAAAAUAUAAACGCAACAUGCAACAAUUUCAAAGAUUUGACUGAGUUAGAGUAUAUAUAAGGAAAUCAGUCAAUUUGAAUUAAUUUGCCCCUAAUCUAUGGAUUUCACAUGACUGAGAAUACAGAUAUGCAUCGGUUGGUCACAGAUACUUUUUUUUUAAAAUAGGGGUGUGGAUCAGAAAACCAGUCAGUUUCUGGUGUGAACACUAUUUGCCUCAUCUCAACAUCUCCUUCGCAUAUAAUUUAUCAGGCUGUUGAUUGUGGCCCGUGGAAUGUUGUCCCACUCCUCUUCAAUGGCUGUGUGAAGUUCCUGGAUGUUGUUGGGAACCUGAACACGCUGUCGUACACUUCAGAGCAUCCCAAACAUGCUCAACGGCUGACAUGUCUGGUGCGUAAGCAGGCCAUGAAAGAACUGACAUUUUCAGCUUCCAGGAAUUCUGUGCAGAUCCUUGCAACAUGGGGCCGUGCAUUAUCAUACUGAAACAUUAGGUGAUGGCGGCAGCUGAAUGGCACGGCAAUGGACAGCAGGAUCUCGGCACGGUAUCUCUGCAUUUUUAAAUUGCCAUCGAUAAAAUGCAAUUGUGUUCGUUGUCCUAGCUUAUGCCUGCCCAUACCAUAACCCCACCGCCACUCUGUUCACAACGUUGAAAUCAGCAAACCGCUCACCCACACAACGCCAUACACACUGUCUGCCAUCUGCCCGGUACAGUUGAAACCGGGAUUCAUCCGUGAAGAGUACACUUCUCUGGCAUGCCAGUGGCCAUGGAAGAUUAUCAUUUGCCCACUGGUCGGUUACGACGCUGAACUGCAGUCAGGUCAAGACCAUGGUGUGCAUGCAGAUGAGCUUCCCUGAGACGGUUUCUGACAGUUUGUGCAGAAAUUCUUUGGUUGUGCAAACCCACAGUUUCAUCUACUUUCCUAUAGUCAACAUGCCAAUUGCAUGCUGCCUCAACGUGAGACAUCUGUAGCUUUGUGUUGUGACAAAACGGCACAUUUUAGUGGCCUUUUAUUGUCCCGAGCACAAGGUUCACCUGUGUAAUGAUCAUGCUGUUUAAUCAGCUUAUUGAUAUGCCACCUGUCAGGUGAAUGGAUUAUCUUGGCAAAGGAGAAAUGCUCACUAACAGGGAUGUAAACCAAUUUGAGAGAAAUAUGCUUUUGUGUGUAUGGAACAGUUCUGGGAUCUUAUUUCCGCUCAUGAAACAUGGGACCAACAUGUUGCGUUCAUAUUUUUGUUCAGUGUACAAAAUUCAUUUACGUGAACUGUAAAGUUGGAAUAAUCUAAUGACGAUGAAUGUCUUACUUUUUAAGGUCAGGUAUGGCCUUUCCAUUGGCCUGUCAUGAUCUCUUCUGUAUUGUAAAAGCACCUGUCAUCAAUGUAAUUGUCAUAUGGGGUUUGCCUGACAAUGAUUAAAAAACAAGAAAAUACUUA